Molecule: messenger RNA, 828 nt
Organism: Penicillium canariense
Lineage: Eukaryota; Fungi; Ascomycota; Eurotiomycetes; Eurotiales; Aspergillaceae
Gene: mpt
Product: putative DNA repair and transcription factor Ada
Exons: 1
Coding region: 1-828 (275 amino acids)
Biological process (GO): regulation of DNA-templated transcription; DNA repair
Molecular function (GO): DNA-binding transcription factor activity; zinc ion binding; methyltransferase activity
Source: RefSeq, a predicted model, not a curated record
AUGAUGAUGACUUCUGAAAACACACCGCAGAAGAUCCCACGGCUUAGCCGAUCCACCGAUGCCCUCACCUCCUCCCAGCGGUGGCAAGCUGUCACAAAGCGCGACCCCUCCAUCAACAGUUUCGUUUACGCAGUGCUGACGACCAAAAUCUACUGCCGCCCUUCAUGUGCCGCCCGCUUGGCGCGCCGCGCCAACGUUCAGUUCUACGAUACCCCCUCGCAAGCCGAGGAGGCCGGAUUUCGGCCCUGUAAGCGCUGCCGGCCACAAUCGGGAGGGACGGCGCUUGCAAACAAUCCACAAACUGCGGUUGUCGAGAAGGCAUGCGAGGCCAUUCGCGACGAGCUAGCGGCAGGGCUGAAACCAAGGCUCCAAGACCUAGCGGCUCACGCUGGCCUGACGCCGAGCCAUUUUCAUCGUGUGUUCAAGAAGCGCAUGGGCGUGACGCCCGGUCAGUAUGCGAGCAGUCUUGUCCAAAGGAAUGAGCGCGCCUCGCCGGAAUCUCUAACGCCAGACACGUUGUCUGAGCUUGAGACACCGCGAUUUGACUUCCUGGACGAGCGUGGGCAGGGCGUUCUGAAUUUGGAUGCGGGUGAAAGCCUGUUGGAUGUCUUGUGCCCGGCAGCCGGUCUGUUGGCGGAUGAAGGAGAUCCCCCUGUCAGCGUGGACAAUGCCUGGAAUGACUUCGAUGCCUUUCUGGUCGCUGAACACGGGCAAAUAUCCGGGCCUUUGGAGGAUCCGCCGGUCUCCAUUGACCCCCGGAUCAUCUCGGGAUCACCUCGGCACUUGGAAAGAGAUCGCGGGGCAUAUUUUCAUCCUGUUCAUCGCUAA